AUGGGUCCGGUCAUGCCUCCCAGUAAGAAGCCGGAAGCUUCUGGGGUCAGUGUUACGAGUGGCCUGAGCCAGCUGUACCAGGCGGGUUCCAUCACGCGGGUGCUGCGGGAGGUGGAGGAGAUGGAGCUGGCCCUGCCGCUGCCGGCCAUCAAGCUGGAGAAAGCCAGCAUGGAGGACGAGGAGCUGACCAACCUCAACUGGCUCCAUGAGAGCAAGAACCUGCUCAACAGCUUUGGCGACCCUGUGCUGCGGAGCGUGAGCCCCGUUCAGGAGCUCUAUGACGACACCCCGCCCUCUCCUGCCCCAUCAGACGUCCCGUACGACGCCAAGCAAAACCCCAACUGCAAGCCUCCUUACUCUUUCAGCUGCCUCAUCUUCAUGGCCAUAGAAGACGCGCCCUCCAAGAGGCUUCCCGUUAAGGAUAUAUACAACUGGAUCCUGGAACACUUCCCAUAUUUCGCCAACGCCCCGACGGGCUGGAAAAACUCAGUCAGGCACAACCUCUCCCUCAAUAAGUGUUUUAAGAAAGUGGACAAGGACAGGAGUCAGAGUAUUGGUAAGGGCUCCCUGUGGUGCAUAGACCCGGAAUACAGACACAAUCUCAUCCAGGCGCUGAAGAAAACGCCUUAUCAUCCCUACUCCCAAGUGUUCACCACGCCUCCCACCUCUCCUCAGGCAUAUCAAAGCAUGUCCAGUCCUCCAAUUUGGCCAGGAAGCCCCUUCUACAGAAAAAACAAGGGAGUUCUCCUACAAGUCCCUCAGGGAGUGAUCCAUAACGGAGCUCGUAUGAUGAGCCAGGGCCUCUUCCCAGGAAUCCGACCCCUUCCCAUCAGCCCUAUUAGCAGCAGAACGGCCGCAGUCAGGUCAGUCCUGGCUGGCUGCAGAAUGCGUAGCGACAGCGAGCCGUCCUGCGACUCUCCGCUGGUCAGCAGCGACCCCAAGGAGGACCACAACUACAGCUUCGCCAAAUCUUCCAGCUCCACACCUGGAGAGCAAACCCCCCACGACUGCAGCCAGGCCAGCUUCCAUGGCAACGAGGCCGGCAGCGACACAGAGGAGGAGGACAAGCUCAAGAUCAAAAAGGAGCCCAAGGAGUGGUCAGUGGACGCUCUUGCCCUGGCCCAGGCCCAGCACAAGAAACGGCAACAUUUGAUAAAGCCCAAACAGAGAGUGGCCAGUGACAUGCUGCCCUUAAAAAAGAGGCGCACAGAGAAGCCUCCAGAGAGCGAUGAUGAGGAGAUGAAGGAGGCGGCCGGCUCUCUGCUCCACCUGGCUGGCGUUAGGGCCUGUUUGAACAAUAUCACCAACCGGACGGCCAAGGGCCAGAAAGAGCAAAAAGAGUCCAUGAAAAAUAAUUAAUUGACUGUGUAAUAAGGAAGAAGAAAACAUCACUUUUAAUAGAAUUUACUAUUUUUUUCCAGGACAUCAGGUGAAUUCUACUGAUUUGUGGCAAUAUCAACAAUCACUUUGUUUUCCUAUCUUUAUAGGUAAUGUUAUUGAGGGUUUUUUUAUUUUCUGUCUUUUUUUAUUUGUUUGUUUGUUUUGUUUUGUUUUCAAAGGAGAUUAAAGCCAUAGCAAAACCUUUCUAAGAUAUUCAGCUAAUUCAGUAACGGGUUUUAUUUGGCUGAUAUUAAUAUAAAAGUGAUUGAAAUAAGCAGAAACCUGCCCCUUUGUCCUUGUCUGCGCACUUAUUGGCAUGCUUAGAGAGUCUGACAGUCUGUUCCCGUCAACAUACGACCAUCUUUUGGGUGAGUUGGUGGUGCAACUACAUUGAGGCAGGGCAGCAAGGGCUUGCGUAUGUGAAAUUUGGCUGCUAGCGCAGUGCUCCUUCCUGCCGUGACUUGUGGAGAAGCACGGGCAGGGCAGUGCCAAAGACAAUCCCUUUGUUGGCCAGCUUGAGGAGCACUGCACUUCUUUUUAAUGGUGGGGUGUGACUGCACUUGCUGCCCUGACUGCUCAUCCCAUCCAGCAAUGCAGCACAUUGGAGGAGAGAACACUUUUGGUCUUUGUUAGAGUUUCUGUCGUUGGAUUGUUGGUAGCUACCAAGAGUCAUAUUUACCGAAGUCCACCGUCAAUAAGUUCUAAGCCAUAAGCCUUUGUCAAAGUGCUUUUUGGAGACAAAUAAUGUACUAUAUAUAUAACCGUAUGUAUUGAGACAUCCUGAUAGCUGCCCUUGUUCUUCCCUAAGCAAUCAAAACGAGUGAUAUUGUUCUAAUGGAGUAAAGUGACAGUGGUAUUUCUUUUGUGGCACAAUAAAACUGAUGGUCUAUAACCCUUGAUGGAUGCUACAAAACCUGCCAGUUGUAUUUUAGUGAUAAAAUAAUGAGAAGACUGUGGAUUUUGUUUAUUUCUUUUGCUUAUUUGUUUUAAUUUUUGUUCUUUUUUUGCCUAACCCUCAUAAUGUAAUAAGCAAUUUCAUCCAGUCAGGAUAACACUGUAUAAAAGUUACACUAGACUUUUUUUUUCUUAAUUUAAGCAAUGUAGCCAGCAGGAUUUUCCAAAUCGUGUUGCAUGGGUUCUGUAAAGAAAAAGAAAAAGGAAAAAAAAUGUUUUCUUUUUUUUUUUUUAAAUUCAAAAGUUCAUGUAAGGUAAAUAAUGUAUUUAGCAUGGAGCAUGAAUUAUUUUCAUAUAAAUAAUAGAUCCUAGAGAACAAAAGGCACCGCCUCUAAUUUCUAUGCCCAUAGGCCUAGAGUCACUUUUGUUGUUUUGUUGUCUUAAUUUGAUCGGUUGUCCUCAUCAUACUUGUUUUGAAGCAGGCAUUUAAAGAAUAAACCUUCUUCAGGGACAAACACUGACUGUUGGGCAACACUCUGUGCAAUAUGGGGACGUUACUACACGAGUAGGGCUCGGUCAGUCUGCAGGCUGGCCUCCGUCUACACUCUCAGCCCCUCUCAGCUCUCUCGGUCGAUACUGCUCCAGUGUUUGAGAGGUCAGCGCGGUCACUGUCUCGGUGUCAGUAAGGAGAAGUUGGUAGUGAGUGUGGGUCCUCCGCAUCCGCCGCGGCUUUGUGCCUGCUUUUCUUCCAUGUGCCGUGCUCCAUGUGUCGGUGCCAGUGAUUUCCGGGGGUCUUCCAUAUGUACGCAGCACAGGACUCUGGUCCGGUCCACACAACGAUACGCAGCGAUCUCAUGGUUUCUCUUACGAUUUGCAUUGUAGCACUGUUCAGGAAAAUUGUCAGUAUUAAGUUUGCAGGUCUACAGAUACAAUAACAAUAGGACAUGAUAUGCGCAGCGGCAUAUAUUUGACUAAAUUCCGCCAGAUUGCACUUUUUAUUGGUUUAACUCAAGGUAAUAAUCGUACCUUUUAAGUUUUAUUUACAAAGUCAGUGCCAAAGCCUGUAAUAACUAACUUUAUACACAGCAAAACGGCCAACACGUACUUGAUGAUACUAUGUGAGAUGAACCUGUCAAUGAGUUGUAGCAUUACUGUCAGUUACCCAUGUAUAAUAUUCACAUUUGUUGAUAUCACAUUAUUGGCUGUAAAUUGCUCAUCUACAUACGGUCCUUUUCCUCCUCAUGGUGACAGUCUCUAUCCCAAUGUCUGUAGCGUGUUGAAUGUCAUCUGGACCAUUAGUGAGUGCCAUUGUGAUCUCUCCAGUUGGCAUGCCUGUUCCAGCCAUACGUGUUUAUGAAGUUCAUCUCUGCAUCCUCACCCAAAGCCAAUGUUAUUAACCUUAUUACUGAGAACAGAAAUGUGACUCUGAAUAUGCAGAGAGUCUCCUGCCAGCUUUUCCGUUCCAAAUAGAGGAAAAAAACAGUGGCAGAAAAGUCAUUUCUCCAUUGUUCUUUAGAAAAAAAAGAAAAAAAAAGAAAAGGCAACACUCACUACGUAACUUUUCCUUUCUAUUCUCUUCAGAGAGAACAAAGAAAAACAAAAAAGGCUGUGAAAGGAUGAAGAGGCGAGUGGAGGCGCAUCAGAAAGCAUUAACCCAAGCCAGGCAAAUAACGGUCAAUAAGUGGUCUUCUCGUUUCCUUGUGUUUUUAUCAUUGUUUGUUUGGUUCCUGUUGUUAACUGCCAUUUUUUAACUGAAUUGUUUUGGCAAGUCUUUUUUUGUUGUUGUUUUCUUUCCUUUUCUUUUCUUUGUUUUGUUAAAGAACAGAGCGAUGGAGUCCAUUUGGUCUGAUGGCAUGUGCACCCGGCUGAAGUGUCGAUAUGGAGGCAUACUUGCACUCUGUAUUUCCUUGACGUGUAAUCAUAUUGCCAAAGACAAUUUCAUCAAUAUGUAAAUAUCACUUUGUCCAUUACUAUGGAAAAAAGGUUACUUUUUAUUUCCUGUUUGUUUUGUUGUUUUUUUUUCCCGACCUACCAUCACGUUUCUGUGCUGUAUUGUCUUCCAGUUGCAAUAAAAAAAAGAGUUGCAAAGGUGA
This is a messenger RNA of Pygocentrus nattereri (red-bellied piranha), 4367 nucleotides long. It is a transcript of the gene foxn3, whose product is annotated as forkhead box N3. Gene Ontology annotation, biological process: regulation of DNA-templated transcription. Lineage: Eukaryota; Metazoa; Chordata; Actinopteri; Characiformes; Serrasalmidae. Gene Ontology annotation, cellular component: nucleus. The record is from RefSeq and is a predicted model, not a curated record. The transcript is spliced from 5 exons. Gene Ontology annotation, molecular function: DNA-binding transcription factor activity; cis-regulatory region sequence-specific DNA binding. The coding region runs from base 1 to 1359 and encodes 452 amino acids.